AUGAUGUGCAAACCAAACAAGUACCUGAUAUCCCAUACAAUGAACUAAAUAUCAAAGACAAGGAACUCCUGAACAAAUUAAAGAAAUAUGAAAUUGUCCAUCCUGAAGAUAUAACACCUAUUGCCAAUGAAUUCCCAGAUUUUUAUCGCCAGGUAAAUAAUUUUGCUGUGGCUGUUAUUUUCUUUGUCAUGCAUGUGAUAGUUCAUUAUACAAUUACUUUAUGGGAAUGUUGCUCGAGUUAAGAAAAGCGCUCAAAAUCACUCGCCUUCGGCUCGUGUUUCGCGCCCUUUUCUUAACUCUCGCAACAUGCCCGCGUGUUUGGAUCAGGCCAUCCAAACGCGGAAACCAUAAAGCAAUUGUUUUAUAAAAUAACAACUUUCUGUGUUAAAAUUUCACUUUAAAAAACUUUCACUUCAAAUUUCUGUGUUUGGAUGGCCUGAUCCAAACACAGGUUUCUACCAAUCAGAGCACGCGUUACAUAUGUGUUAUUUUAUAAUUAAAUUUGGUCUUUGUUAUAAAAUAUUUCUUGUUUGUUCGUAAAAAAGGAUUUAGGAAUAAUAAAAGAAUUAUGUUUUUGAUGUUACAGGAUGAGACAGUUGAGAGAAGUAUAUCUUUCUUGCUUAAUGGGAAUGUGGUAGUCCUUGACCUUGUUCCAAACAGGUAUGACAUUUUAUUUCUUUUGUAUCUAAAGUGCUAAAUUGAUGAGCUCUAAGACUUUUCAUCUUUUAUAUAUUAGCCAGUAGCUCGCCAUAAUAGAUCCCGCUUGUACUGAACUGAAUAUAUUUAUUGCUAUUGACAGAAACUUGGUUUCACCUCGAUACAAGGAGAGGCAUUACCUUUCUGAUGGAGACACUGUUUUGAGAAAGGUUUGCUUAAAACUGUAAAUUCUUAGAUGGAGAAUUAGGUAGAUAUUUAAUGCUCAUGGUGUUUAUUCUUCUUGUUGUAGCGAACACAUGACUGUUUUUUCCACGGUCAUGUAAGGAGUGAAGAGAAUUCAAAUCUUGCUUUGACCACAUGUGAAGGUUUUCAGUAAGUUGAUUUUUUACUGCUUUUAUUAUAAUUAAACUAGAUAUUUCUUCCGUUUCCAAACUGAUAAUUCUUGUUGUUGACACCCAAUAAAAGUGAUUUGUUAUUGACCAGUGUUACUGCAGCCGAGAACUUAAACUAAUCUUACUUUAUUUAUUUAUUUAUUUAUUUAUGUAUUAUACUGGCUAUUUGCAUAUCACUUCUCCCUAGGCCACACCUUAUUUGUGGUUUGUUUUUGUAGUGGGUACUUCAGAAGAAAUGACAAGACUUUCUUUAUUCAACCAUUAUUUGACCAGAGUCAGAAGGUAUAAGUUAGUUAAUAAUGCAUGAUGCCAAAUGUUUAAUUAAUGACACGUACUAAUUUUACUUUUACUGUAGUUACGUUGAUGUGGAAAAUGAUUUAUCAUUUGUAAUUUUUCAGAGGGUGGCUCAUGUCGUCUAUAGUCCGAAUGAUGUUACAGGAGAGAAAUUUCAAUGUC
Messenger RNA from Paramuricea clavata, 1505 nucleotides. The record is from the annotation of a GenBank genome assembly. Lineage: Eukaryota; Metazoa; Cnidaria; Anthozoa; Malacalcyonacea; Plexauridae.